Messenger RNA from Merops nubicus (carmine bee-eater), 1666 nucleotides. RefSeq names its product cell migration inducing protein, hyaluronan binding (gene CEMIP). The annotation marks the transcript as partial. Lineage: Eukaryota; Metazoa; Chordata; Aves; Coraciiformes; Meropidae. The record is from RefSeq and is a predicted model, not a curated record. The transcript is spliced from 11 exons.
GUUUGCUGACAAUGGCAUUGGCCUGACCUUAGCGAGUGGUGGGACUUUCCCUCAUGAUGAUGGCUCAAAGCAAGAAAUCAAGAACAGCCUGUUUGUUGGUGAGAGUGGAAACCUGGGCACCGAGAUGAUGGGCAAUGAGAUCUGGGGACCUGGUGGCCUGGAUCACAGAGGAAGGACCCUCCCCAUUGGCCCGGAUUUUCCUAUUCGAGGGAUUCAGUUCUACGACGGGCCGAUCAACAUCCAGAACUGCACCUUCCGCAGGUUCGCGGCGCUGGAGGGGCGGCACACGAGCGCCCUGGCCUUCCGCCUCAACAACGCCUGGCAGAGCUGCCCCAACAACAACGUCACCGCCAUCCGCUUCGAGGACGUCCCCAUUACCUCAAGGGUCUUCUUUGGAGAACCAGGUCCAUGGUUCAAUGAUCUGGACAUGGAUGGUGAUAAAACAUCAGUUUUUCAUGACGUAGAUGGUUCUGUGUCAGAAUAUCCAGGCUCAUACCUGAUAAAAGAAGAUAACUGGUUAAUCAAGCACCCAGAUUGCAUUGAUGUCCCUGACUGGAGAGGUUCCAUCUGCAGUGGACACUUUGCACAGAUAUACAUCCAAGCCUACAAGCCAGCCAACCUGAAAAUGAAAAUAAUAAAAAAUGACUACCACAAUCACCCGCUCUACUUGGAAGGGGCUUUGAGCAAAAGCACUCAUUACCAGCAGUAUCAGCCAGUUGUAACUCUCAGGAAAGGCUACACCAUCCACUGGGACAAGACAGCCCCUGAAGAGCUGGCCAUAUGGCUCAUCAACUUCAACAAGAACGACUGGAUCCAAGUAGGGUUUUGCUAUCCUAAAGGGACGACAUUUUCCAUUCUCUCAGACAUCCACAAUCGUCUCUUGAAGAAAACGUACAAGACUGGAACCUUCUACAGAACCUCUCAGAUGGAGAAACUGGAGCACAGAUACCCUAGCAAAGGAUACUACUACUGGGAUGAGGACACUGGGCUGCUAUUUCUGAAACUCAAAGCUCAAAAUGAGAAGGAGAAAUUUGCUUUCUGCUCUGUCAAGGGAUGUGAACGGAUCAGGAUCAAAGCUGUGAUCCCAAAGACAGCUGGUGUCAGUGACUGUGAAGCCAUGGCCUAUCCCAAGUACAUUGAGACUCCCAUAGUAGAAGUACCAAUGCCUAAGAAGCUCUCUACUGCACAGCUGAAGACUAAGGACCAUCUGCUAGAAGUGAAAAUUGAAACAUAUAAGAAACAGUACUUCCAUCUAAAGGAUGACUUCGCAUACAUUGAGGUUGAUGGUGUCAGAUUCUUCCUCACUGAUGAGGGUAUCCAACUGGUUGUGAUUGAUGGACAUCAUGGAAAAGUUGUUGAUCGAGCUACAUUCAAAAACACAAUUCUACAAGGAAUCCCAGCACAGAUAGAAAAUUAUGUAAACAACAUCAAGGAUCACUCCAUAGUGCUGGUGGCAUCUAAAGGAAGAUUCAUUUCAAGAGGACCAUGGACUAAAGUACUGGAGAAACUUGGAGCAGAAGAAGGUUUCAGGUUAAAAGAAAAAAUGGCUUUUGUUGGCUUCAAAGGCAGCUUCCGCCCUGUCUGGGUGAAACUGGUCACUGAUGAGGACUCAGCUAAAAUCUAUCAAGCACUGCCCAUUCCUGUGGUGAAGAAAAUGAAAUUAUGA